Drosophila erecta is the source of this 693-nucleotide messenger RNA. RefSeq names its product ras-related protein RIC1 (gene Rab9D). The record is from RefSeq and is a predicted model, not a curated record. Bases 37 to 693 code for a protein of 218 amino acids. Gene Ontology annotation, molecular function: GTPase activity; GTP binding. NCBI's taxonomy places the organism in Eukaryota, Metazoa, Arthropoda, Insecta, Diptera, Drosophilidae. Gene Ontology annotation, biological process: Golgi vesicle fusion to target membrane; protein secretion; regulation of exocytosis. Gene Ontology annotation, cellular component: trans-Golgi network transport vesicle; endosome; plasma membrane. The transcript has a single exon.
UGAUCUUUAUAAAUAUUGGAGCAGACCGAAUUGAUCAUGAGCUUCUACAAGUACCUGUUUAAGAUCCUCGUUCUGGGUGACAGUGGUGUGGGCAAGUCCUGCCUGCUGAUGCGUUUCUCGGAUGACCGAUUCACCGGGAAGUACCUGUGCACGGUGGGCGUGGAUUUCAAGGUGCGCAGCGUGGAGGUGGCCGGUCAGCCGGUGAAGCUGCAGCUAUGGGACACUGCCGGCGAGGAGCGCUUCAAGUCAAUGCUGCCGGCCUAUUAUCGCGGUGCCCAUGGCAUUCUGCUUGUCUAUGACACAACAUCGGCCAAAAGUUUCCGGAGCAUCGAUGGCUGGCUGGAGGAGAUCCAGCUCAAGUGUCCGGAUGGGGUGAACGUCCUGCUGGUGGGCAAUAAGUGUGAUGAUCUGCAACAUCGCCAGGUGAGCCUGGAGCAGGGCGUCCACUAUGCCGAUCGUCGGGCACUUGGCUUCCGAGAGGUUUCCGCCAAGAGUGGCGCGAAUGUAAAUUACGUAUUCGCCGCGUUGGCAGUUGACAUAUACAAUCGCCUUGUGGCUUGUGUACCGAAUCGCUUGUCAGCUGGGCAGGAUGAAAAGGAUGAAGCGGAGGACAAUGCGAAGCUAGCGGUUGAACAUAUUAAUCUAGUUGGCAAGAAUCGGCUAAGGGCCAGAAAUAACGAAUCCUGUUGUUGA